Penicillium taxi is the source of this 2205-nucleotide messenger RNA. RefSeq names its product terpene cyclase/mutase family protein. Gene Ontology annotation, molecular function: lanosterol synthase activity. Gene Ontology annotation, cellular component: lipid droplet. Gene Ontology annotation, biological process: ergosterol biosynthetic process; triterpenoid biosynthetic process. The transcript is spliced from 3 exons. The record is from RefSeq and is a predicted model, not a curated record. Bases 1 to 2205 code for a protein of 734 amino acids. Lineage: Eukaryota; Fungi; Ascomycota; Eurotiomycetes; Eurotiales; Aspergillaceae.
AUGGCCUCAUAUAUAGGUCCCUGGCGAACUGAAGCUCAAGGCCAUCUUAAGUCAGACGCCAAUGGCGACUCAAUAACUGACUACACUCGCUGGCGCCUAGUCAACGAGGGGGGUCGCCAGACAUGGCGAUAUCUCGAAUCUGACGAGGAGAACGACGCAUGGCCACAGACAGUUGCUGACAGAUACCACUUGGGCCAGCCGACAGGUCUUCCAGAUCUGUCAGAGGCUAAAACACCUUUACAAGCUGCCGAGAAUGGCCUUUCCUUUUUCUCACAUCUACAACUAGAACCUGGUAACUGGGCCUGUGAGUACGGUGGUCCCAUGUUCUUACUCCCCGGUUUGUUGAUUACAUGGUAUGUGACCAACACCCCUAUCCCGCCGGAGUAUGCGACGGAGAUCAAACGUUACCUGUUUGCCCGACAGAAUCCAGAGGAUGGUGGUUGGGGCUUGCAUAUUGAAGGGCACAGCUCUGUAUUUGGCACCUCUAUGAACUAUGUAGCCCUGCGUCUGGUAGGAGUCAGUGAGGACGACCCCCGUAUGAUCAAAGCCCGUGGCCUGCUUCACAAGUUUGGUGGUGCUGUCUACGGACCUCAUUGGGCCAAAGCUUGGCUCAGUAUCUUGGGUGUGAUGGAUUGGGAGGGUGUGAACCCAGUCCCUCCUGAACUAUGGCUGGUUCCUGACUGGGUGCCUUUUGCGCCGUGGCGCUGGUGGAUUCAUAUUCGCCAAGUUUUCCUCCCUCUCUCUUAUAUCUGGUCAAAGAAAUGGUCUUUCCCACUAAACGAUUUAACCAAACAAAUCCGCGAAGAGCUAUACACCCAGCCAUAUGAUUCCAUUGACUUUUCGCAACACCGCAACUCUAUUCACUCUGCUGACAACUACUACCCUAAGACUUGGGUCUUGAACGGCAUCAAUGAGCUAGUAGUUCGAGUCUGGAACCCUUUUUUCCGACUGAGUAGCAUUGCCAAGAAGGCUGAGGAUUGGACUUGGGAGCUGAUCCGCAUGGAAGAUGAGAACACCGACUAUGCCGGACUUGGCCCUGUCAGUAAUCCGUUGAACAUGGUCGCAUGCUACAUCCAUGAUGGACCUGAUAGCUACUCUGUUCGUCGUCAUCGAGAGCGACUCAACGACUACAUGUGGAUGAAGGACGAAGGGAUGUUAGCAAACGGUACUAAUGGUGUCCAAGUUUGGGACACAACUUUCGUCACACAGGCUGUUGUGGUUGCCGGAAUGGCCGAUGAUCCCAAGUGGCGACCCAUGCUGAGUCGUGCUCUCGACUUCAUUGAUGAUCAUCAGAUUCGGGAAAACGUGCCCGACCAAGAAAAGUGCUACCGUCAGCACCGGAAGGGCGCCUGGCCCUUCAGCACCAAGACACAAGGAUAUACAGUCAGUGACUGCACUGCCGAGGGUCUCCGAUCAACAAUUCAACUACAAGAGAUGCACAAUUUCCCCAAAAAGAUUUCCCUUGAUCGACUGAAAGAUAGCGUGGACUGCCUUCUUUUGAUGCAAAAUCCAACUGGAGGUUUCACCGAGUACGAGACCACGCGAGCUUCUGCUAAAGUCGAGUGGCUUAAUGCCGCUGAAGUCUUUGGUGGAAUCAUGAUCGGCUACGACUACCCCGAGUGUACCACUGCAGCCGUUACCGCUCUAUCCCUGUUUAGCAAGUACUAUCCCGACUAUCGUGCGGACGAGAUCCAUCGCGUAAAAAGCAAAGCCGUUGCAUAUAUCAAGCGUGCUCAACGUGAUGAUGGCAGUUGGUACGGUUCAUGGGGUAUCUGCUUCACUUAUGCUGCUAUGUUUGCCUUAGAGAGUCUGGCCAGUGUCGGCGAGACAUACGAGACCAGUGAAAACUCUCGCCGAGGCUGCGAGUUCCUGAUCUCUAAGCAGCAGGCUGAUGGUGGCUGGGGUGAGUCAUAUCUCAGCAGUGAGAAGCAUACCUAUGUACAGCAUGAAAAGUCCCAAGUAGUACAGACCGCCUGGGCGUGUCUAGCACUCAUGGAGGCCCACUACCCCCAUAAAGAACCCCUCGAAAGAGCCAUGAAGGUGCUUAUGUCCCGUCAGCAGAAAAACGGCGAAUGGCUGCAGGAGGCCAUUGAGGGUGUUUUCAAUCAGUCAUGCAUGAUCUCAUAUCCUAACUACAAGUUCUACUGGCCUAUCCGUGCUCUGGGCUUGUAUAGUAAGAGGUUUGGCAACGAAGAGCUACAGUGA